Stegodyphus dumicola is the source of this 5704-nucleotide messenger RNA. RefSeq lists its product as uncharacterized. Lineage: Eukaryota; Metazoa; Arthropoda; Arachnida; Araneae; Eresidae. The record is from RefSeq and is a predicted model, not a curated record.
CUGAAUGGAUGUGACGAGAUCGAUGGAGUUGAUUCUGAACCAAUAUUUGAGACAGCGCCAAUGUUUAGAGACGAGAGAGAUGACAGCAAUCAAGCUGAAAAGCAGCUGGAGUUGCUGCGUAGCAGAAUUUUUGAAGCCGUUCGAGUAAUUAGGGAUAUGGAAGUGGAAGAAAAUGAUGAUAGUAAUCUCAUCAGCAUGGUUACCUCUCUUUCUGAAGAAUGCAGCGCUCUCCGACAGGAAGUCAGUUAUCUGAGAAAUGUUCGACAAGAAAAGAAGAGAGCAUGGAAUAAAUUGCAGUGCUUUAUCAUGGAUGCAGAGAGGAAACUGAAAGGGAGCACCAGCAUCAUCUGUGAUCUAAGAGACGUAAUAAGAGAGAUGAAUCAAAUGAUUUCGUCAAGUGAAACAUCUUCCCUUGAUGAAACAAUUAUGUACAUGUAUAACAACCAGCUUGAAAGAUUAGAGAAAGUAUCCAACCGACAUGAAAGCAUUUCUGAAAACGUAGCUUCAGGUGAAAGCAUUGCCUCAAACUGCAAUACUGCUGGGCAAAAUUACGAAGAUUUUGAGUGUGAGCAUAAAUCUGUUUCCACUCAAACUGUUUGCGUGUAUAUCGAUCAAAUAGCGGGAAAUUCUGAAUACUGUCAUGAAAAAUGUGAUAUUGGAGUACAAGCGGAAAAUGUGUUAGAAGCGUUUAGUAGUAAAACAUCAGAGAUGUUUGAGACGUUUCAAGAAAUAAGUCGAGAAAUUUAUGUUGUUCCAGAGGUAUCUGAAGAGAGUGAUUCUUGUUUAACAGGGUGCGAUGAAGGGAGCAGUUUAAAUGACUCCACAGAUAGGCUCAAUGUUCCUGAUAAUUUUAAUGAAUAUGAAGUGAGCUUCCCAUGUGAAACGGAUUCCGUUGAUCUAUCAGAUGACACGUUGCUUAAAGACAGCAAAAGUGAAAUUUUUAUUGAAUACUCUGAAAGUGAAAUAGCGGAUAUUGAUAGUCAGAGUGUAAAUGCACUUUAUGAAAGUCAAUGCGAAAUUGCCGUUGACGAUAGUAUGAGCGAAACUGCACCUUAUGAGUAUAAAUGUGAAAUUGCUGCUUUUGGUAGUAACAGUGAAUCGCCCAUUGAUGAUAGCAGAUGUGAAACUCUGCUAGAAGUCGAUAUAGAUAGAACAUCAUCAUGCAACAGUAACAGUAAAUCAACUGAAGGAAUUGAAAUAUCAGCAGAUGUGCAUUUACCUGCCAGCUUUUCAGAACUACUAUCUAAACACAAUUUUGGCCAUUUUGUGGUGCCAUUUAAUAUUUCCAAAAAGACUUCAAAAUUUUUUAACAUAUCUGAUAUUUUAUUUACUUAUAGUGAUAGUAAAUCUUGUAGAACGUUGCCAGGACAAACCUGUCGUGAAGUAUAUAGUUUAAGGGAUGCUGGUAUGAAUCCUUACACAUUUUUCACUCAAGAUAUAUCAUACAUAUUUAAUAGUAUAUUUUAUAAUAUGCUCAAAGACAAUGUAAAAUCUGUUGAAAUUUGUGAUGAAAAAAAUAACUGGAGCUGUAUUUUCCUGAACUCUAAAAAUUUUCCAUUAUCAUUAACUGCUUCUGACAAAUCAGCAAAAUGUUUACCUUACCAUUGUACAGAUACUCUUGAUGAUGAGCAAAAUGAUUUUUUGUUAAGUGAGAGGCGCGAUGUAGAGGGCGUUGGUAAUUUUGAGCCUGUUGAUGAAGUCAUUCCUCCAGCUGUCAGCGCAAAAUCAUCCAUUUUAUACUCAAUGCCAAACGUAGGGAAUGAUUAUUACGAAGCGGCUGAAGAUGACUUCGUAAAGGCUUUUUCAGAGGAUAUUUCCUGCCCAAAGGACAAGGAUGAAGACAGCAUCGAUUCCCAACAGUCUGUGGAAAAUAAUGGAGAUGAAAACAUCCCAGUUUCAAUAAGCAGCAGUGAAACUUCAUAUAAUUUGCAACGCAACGGUACAUUUGUACGGGAAAAUUAUGCACCAGCACGUCGUCAGGGUACGUUCAUAGUAGAAUCAGCCCAUGAAAAUCAGAUAAAUGAAGCUAAAGUUUGUGACUUAAAUUUAUGUUAUUCUGCAGUGGUCAGUGCUUUCGUUUUCAAUGAACCUCAAGAUAUGGAGAAAAAAUAUGUUUUGUAUGAAACAUGUAACUUUCCAGACACUUCGUCUGUGAGUGAUCUUCAGAUAUCAAGCCCAAUACCAGAAUCAAAUGCUGAAAGAAAAGUUUUAAUUGGCCAACAUUUUGUGCUUUGCGAAGAAGCAGUUAAUGUAGAUCACGUUCGGUCAGUUGCUCCAGAAAUAUCUUACCAUCUGCUACUUCUGAAAGCAAAAUCUGAUAUUGAUAAACAGCCUACUAUUGAACACACAGCUGAAAGUAGCUCGUUAAUUUACCCACUCUUGCCACAAUACUUACCGUCAGAUAAUUACAACUUAGACAAUUUUGAAUGCUUUUCUCCCGCACAUAGCUGUGAAAUUUAUUUGCCUAAUUCUAACUUUACACAAGGGCAGAAUGAUUCAGAAAACCCCCUAUUCAUCCCCAAAAUGUACAUAAAAUUUAAAACUUUAUUUUCUUCUGAAGCUAAUAAUUUUGGUUCGCAAGAAAAUAUGCUGAGUGAAAGAAUGUUAAGAAAUAAUUCAACAGUACCAGCUUCAUUAGCUUUCAAUACAAAUAACAGUUUAAACGAUCAUCGUACAACUAAUAAUUGCGAAGAAUUUACAAGAGAUGUUUUAAAUUCAAGGGAAUUUAGUGAUAUUUUUCCUGAAAGAAAAAGCGUCGAAAUUCAAACAGAUAAUAUAAUUGAUUUCUUAUUAAAUCAAGGGAAGGAAACUGAGAUUCAAACAGAGGAAGCAUAUGAGUCAACAACACAAGAAAUGGAUCAUAGAUUUCAAACGGAUGAGACAUUCGACAACUUAGACGCGCAAGAAAAAGGAUGUGGUCUUCAAGCAGAUGAUACAUUUGACACAUCAGCAACCCAAGAGAAAGAUUCUGGGCUUCAAACGUCUUUUGAAAAUGCUCCUGAAAGUAACGAUCAAGAAACAUCGUCAGAGGUGGAAAUAAUUGAGGAAAAUGUAACAUCUCAGCAGGAAGACUUUACCUAUGAUUCCCAUGAAACAACGGCAUAUGGAUCAACAGUAAACACACUUAAGGCAACUCAAGAGUACGCACUCAGGGAAAUCAGUUUACUGGAUGAAAUAGAGGCACUAAAGGACAAUUUACGACAACAAAAUGCUGUUCUACAAAGGCUUAAAGAAGAAUUAGAAGAUACUAAUACUAAACUGGCAGAGAAAGAACAGCAGUUAGAAAUUUCGCAAAACGAACAGAAAAGACUAAAUGAUAUGAGGGUGGAAACUGAAAAAGUGAAUAGAGAAAUCAAAAAAUGCCAAACUGAAUUUACACAAGUUAAGUAUGAAAACUUAGAGAAAGACAUCAGCUUGUUGAGACAAGAAAAUUUACGGCAGCGUGAGAAGCUUAAUCAGCAGAGCAAUACCAUACAAUCUGUUAAAAGUCAACUUUGUGCGACGAUUUCUCACUUAAAGCAUUUAAAAGAUACAGCAACAAAGCAAAUGAAAAGACAGAAGAAUCAAGUUCUUAAAUUAUAUAAGGCUAAACAACUGCUACAUGAUACAAAAAUUGCUUUAGAAAAGAAAUGCGAAGAAAUUGAAAAAAAGAAUGAAAUGCUCUCUGUUCAAGAAUUCCAGUUGCACGAAAUUCAAAUACGAUUAGAUUCCACAAUAGAAGAAAUGAAUAAAAGGUCUAAAGAAUCUCAGGUCCAAGUUGUAGUUGAAAAAUCGAAUUUUGCAACGCAAACGGACAGUUUGAUGAAAAGCUUCGACGAAAAGAAGGAGCUUUCAGAACCAUCCAAUGCACAAGUUGUCAUUUUGAAAAGACAUUCGGAAGAGUUACAUGAAAUUCAAUCGAAGCUUCAGCAUUUAGAAGCUAUAUUUUCCAACAAGAGAGAGCAGAAAGUUAGGAGUGAUGACACUCUGAAUAAAGCUAAUAUUGGAGCAAAAGUUUCUUCAACACUGAAAGAAGGGAACAUUUGGAAACUUUUAACAAUAAGUGAGCAAAGUUAUCUGAGUUUAAUGAAUAAACUCUCCGAGUCACUCCAGAUUGCAGACUUAAAAGGAUCAACAGCGCUGAUGCAUUCUUCUUGGCUAAACUGUGAUGAUUUGGCUGAUGCGAGACGACAGGAUCAUAAGAAAAUACUGCAAUGCUUAGAAAAACUAAAGAAAAAUAUUCGGUAUCUGCAAGAGACGUCUCAUCAGGAACAUAAAAGACAGAAUGUAGAAAGUAUAUCUUCAGAUGAAAAGAAACCAAGCUUCACGUGCCAUUCAGAUGAAAUGCAUUUUCAAUAUCUCUGUGAGGUCCUACAGAAAGCGCAAGAAAGUCUUAUGAAAGAAUACUCUCAAAGAAAAACUGCACAUCACAGAACAGUUAUUACUCCGGGUUCAGUAAAGACAAGCCGAUACAUAGGUUCACGUGAGAGAAAAGUGCCAUUAGAGUUGAAAAAUGGGAAAAUUUUAGCUCUUCUUGGUGACAAGCUUAGUCAUAAAGAGCUGCUGCCCAACAAACAUGAUUACCCCUCAAUGGAAACAAAAUCUGGCAAUACAUCAACGAAGUCCAAACCACUAUCUUGAAUCAUUUUUCGUUUUCAGCUUAAUGAACAUCUGUGAUUACCUAAGUAAAAGUGAGAUUAUGCAAUGAAAAAUAACUGCGCUCAUUUUUUAAAAAACAUCACAUUCACUUCAUUCAAAUAUUAGAACAUUGUUUACAAAACUAAUGAGCUUCAAAAAUUUUUCUCAUCUUGUCUUGAAAACUGAUCUAUUUAUGAAGAUGGUUUAUGAAAAUUAAUGAACAUUUUUGCUCUUAUGAAUUUGAUAUAAUUUAAUUCUCUGUAACCAUAUGGAAAUUCCUUAAAAAUCAGUCUUUUGGAUGAUAGGAUAGAAUACAGACCUUUUUCAGCGGAGAUAUGUUGAGAGAAUAUUCAUUCUAAUACCAAAAGUUAAUGUAAAACCUAUUUACUUUUAAAUAUGCAAUUUCAAGUAUACACUUUCAAAAGUACUCUAUUCAUUAUUUUUAAUAAAAGAUUAAUAAGUUACAAAAAUUAAAGGGGAUAUUUAAUGUAAUUCUUAAGCAAACCGAUCUGAUUAUUUGCGGAGACUUUCCAGAUUAAUGCAAUAUGAGUACAUUGCCAAUUUUAAUUUCAUAUUUAUCUUCAGUUCUGCAAUGAGGUUUUUGAUAGGAAUUUUGUAAUAAUAAUUAUAACAAAUAAUAAUAAUAAUUAUAAGUUAUUAAAUAAUAAUUAUAACAAUUCACUGAAUGAGAUUCUAAUCAUAUUUCGUGUAAUACUAUUUGUAUAGUAUAUGUAUUUACUGACAUAACUCAACAUUUGUUGAAUGCAGAAAUUUUCGUCGUUGUUAAUAUGAUCAGAAUAUUGCGAGUCUUCUGCUUGAAUAUCAGUAAUAUUAAAAACUGCCUAUCUCAUCGUUCAUAUUUGUGUAGUGUCAUGUAACUGAAAACACUUUUCAGCAGUAAACUUGAGUGCAUAUUAUUUUAUGCAUUCGAAAGCAUCAAGUAAACUUAGAAUUCAAACUCAGAAUUCAUGAAUUUUGGGCUAAAAUCUGAGUAACGGUUCAUUGUUCAUUAAUGACAGCAUGAAUGACUAUGAAUUGCUUUGUUAAAAUAUGAAUUCAAAAAUUUAAUAAAUUUUUUUAUGAAUAA